Molecule: messenger RNA, 1432 nt
Organism: Lates calcarifer (barramundi perch)
Lineage: Eukaryota; Metazoa; Chordata; Actinopteri; Centropomidae
Gene: timm10b
Product: translocase of inner mitochondrial membrane 10 homolog B (yeast)
Exons: 3
Coding region: 276-1001 (241 amino acids)
Cellular component (GO): mitochondrial intermembrane space chaperone complex
Source: RefSeq, a predicted model, not a curated record
GCGAAGCCUCUUCACGAGCGUAGACGAUCUUCGUUUCAAACAUGGCAGCGAGCAUGUGAAUGUCAUGCCAUUAAUCCACUAUGCAUUGGUUCAUGUCUGAGUGCGAUUAGCCGUACGUGAUAAACUGACAUGUGAAGUGAAUCUUACGGGACUGCGCCUUUAUUCACCUCAGACAUUUAAGAAUCGAGAAACUCUAACGUAGUUAAAUCAUUAGCUUUAUCAUCUCUCAUGUUAGCAUUUUAGCUAACUAGUCGACAGCUUCAGACGGAAUCGCGAUGGAUCCUGACCAACAACUGAGAAACCUGCGGGAUUUCCUCCUGGUUUACAACCGCAUGACUGAGAUCUGCUUCCAGCGAUGCACCAGCAACUUCAACUACAGAAACCUCACCAUGGACGAGGAGCGCUGUGUGGACAGCUGUGCGGGGAAGCUGAUUCGCUCUAACCACCGUCUCAUGGGCACCUAUGUGCAGCUGAUGCCUCGGAUGGUGCAGCGCCGGAUGGAGGAGAUGGAGAACAAGGCUGCGGCAGCAGAGGCAGCUGCUUCUGCGUCUACCGGGCCAGCAUCUCAGAGCCCAGUCACCUCACCUCCACCCCCACAGAUACCAUCGCUGAUUCCCCCUUUAGCGACUGAUGUUGGACCAGAGGCUCACGGCUCAGUCUUAAAGCCAGGUGGAUUAGAUAUUCCAGUCGAGUUGAAUGCUGCUGUAACCAAACCCACAACAGCCACGGAAAUCAAAUUAUCAGCUGCCACACCACUCACACCUGCAGCUGAAACUGUAAAUCCUUCAGUACCUAAUACAGCUGGCAAUGGACCAUCUUAUACAACAGGCUGUGUACAGCCGCCCAUAGCCGGUGCCCAAACUGAGUCUGGGAGCUCAGCGCUUGUGUUUGUGCCACCUAAACCAACCUCCUUAUCAGAGGAUGUGUCUGUGUCAACAGUCGCUGCACCUACAGUGUCACAAUCUGCAGAGCGCCUGUCAGGCCAAGAGAGGGCUCCAUAGGUUCUCUGUCAGGCCAGUAAUAUUCUGGGUCGGGUCUCAGGUGGUCAAACUGUUAGCGACAUGGCCCCAUCACAGGCAGUCCCCAGUGUGAUGCUGUUCUCUGUAUUGCUUAAAAGAAUAGUCAGCAACUUGAAGACCUCACUUUAGACUCUGGUAACUUGUGAUGGGUGAAAUCCCAGGUGUUCAACCGCUGUGUUGUUUUGCGUAUAUAAGUGUGUAUGUGCAGGAGCUCCACAGUGAUCAGUGUCUAGUCUGCAGACCUGGAUUGUGGAGGCCUGAUCACAUUUGGACUGAAAUUUGGACCUUCAGAAUCCUGAACGGCUCAGUCUGAUAAUUCCCCAAACACACUCAGUCCUGAUACUUAUUUUGUAAGUUGACAAAGCAACAGCAAAAAUGAUAAUUAUUAAUAAUAAACAUACAAGUACUCAUUA